This is a messenger RNA of Sipha flava (yellow sugarcane aphid), 1469 nucleotides long. Its product is annotated as histidine-rich glycoprotein-like. The transcript has 3 exons. Bases 198 to 1319 code for a protein of 373 amino acids. NCBI's taxonomy places the organism in Eukaryota, Metazoa, Arthropoda, Insecta, Hemiptera, Aphididae. The record is from RefSeq and is a predicted model, not a curated record.
CGCGCUACGCUAGACCAUGUCUAUUUGCUGCGCGGUGUUUGUGUGUUAAAUGUGUUUUUUUUUCGCCCCAAGUGAUCGCCGUCGUCAUUCGCACAUAAAAAUCGUAACGAAAUAUCGGUCAUCCGUUUUUUUUCAACAGUUCUUAGUUUUUUGAUGGUACUUCUCUAACCAAAACAAGUGUCGUCCACCCAUAGGAGAUGCUUGUCGGGGCGCUCAUAUAUACACUAUUAGCUUUAUUUUGUUUCGACAAUUCUUUCGGCGAAGAAAGUUAUCUAGGACAUGGAGACUUCUCGGCGGGGGGAGAACUAUCACCUUACCACCACGGUGGUGGUCAUGGUACGCAUAGCGGCCACGGACACGGACACGGGGGUGGUGGCGGCGGCGGCGGCGGCGGCGGUGGCGGAGGCGGCGGCGAACACAUCCACAAGGGCGAAGUGAUACACAGGCAUGUGCACGAGGGAAAGGUCGAACACAUCCACAAGCACGUGGGCCACGCGGAACACGAUCACAAGCACGCCGGGCACGCGCACCACGACCACAAGCACACGGGCCACGCAGGCCACGACCACAAACACCACGGCGCGGCCGAGCACAAGCACUCGCACUACGGCAAGGCGGAACACGGGCACAAGCACGUGGGUUCGGGUGCGCAUUCGCACAAGCACAUCGGCGCGGCCGAACACUCGCACAAGCAUCACGGGCAAGCGGAGCACGCGCACAACCACCACGGGCACGCUGACCACGCGCACAACCAUGUGGCGCACGCGGAACACGGGCACAAGCACUCGCUGCAAGCGCAACACGCGCACAAGCAUCACGGUUCGGCCGGGCACACGCACAAGCACUUGGGGCACGCCAAGCACUCGCACGCCCACGGCGGACACGCAGACCACAACCACAAGCAUCACGGGCAGGCCGAACACUCGCACGGGCACCACGGCAACUUCGGGCACGGUCACGAGCACCACGGCAAGUCGCAUCACACGCAUGCGCAUCACGCGCAGGCGUCGCACGGCCACAAGCACUCGGGGCACCAUGCACACGCGCACCAUCACAGCGUGGAUGGUCACGGUGGCGGUGGCGGCGGCGGAGGCGGCGGAGGCGGUCACGGUCAUGCUCAUAUAGGAUACCUGGUGAAGAGGAACGACGGCGAAGUUCCCGAAGGACUGAGCAAGUACUAUAAGCCAGCGGUGGCGCCCUCACCCGUACUGCCCGUGGAAACGUCCGUGGUCCCGAAACUCGAAGGCGUACCGUUGGAAGACAUGUUCAGCAAGGUAGAAAUCGCCGACUACGGCGGCAGCAUUGGCACGACGGAGUGAAGUAAGUAAAGAAUAUUGAUACGACUUCACGUCGUGAUAUAACUUGUUAUUCGUCUACGUUUGCCACGAUAUACCCAGUAAUAUAAUUAUAAAAUAUAAGAUUGUUUUUUUUUUUUCAUUACUUAUAAAUAUUAUUUGUAUUAAUUAUAA